AUGGGGACUGCGUCAAGUUAUACAAGCACCACCUCAGAGACCAGCCAGGGCAGCCAAAGUCCCCUGCCCUUGGCACUCCCACACACACUUGAAUUUAUGGCCCGGCUGUUCCUGGCAGACAAAGAUGCGAAAUCUCUUCUGAACGGAAAAGGCCGGGAUGGCAUGAACUCUCUUCAUUUUGCUGUCAAGCAUAGCGACGUUCAACUGGUGCAAUUCACUCUCGAGCAUGGCGCAGAUCCAGACAUGCGAGACUCGGAAGGUCAAACGCCACUGCAUCUGGCAGCUCGGAGCACCUCUUCAACAAGCGGGAUGGUAGCAGCGUGUUUAUUGAAGCACGGAGCAGAUCCCAACCUCCUCGCUAAUGAGAAGGUUGACAACAACUUUAACGGCUUCACAGACGUUGCUCCUCUCCACCUCGCCGCAGAUAGAGGCAACUUGCGCGUCGCAGAACAGCUUAUCGAAGGAAAGACGCAGGUUGACAUUAUUGACCCUCAACAUUUCUCGACGCCCCUUUUCACAGCAGUGGCUGCUGGGCAGGCAGGCUUGGUUAAAUUCCUACUUACAAAGGGAGCAAAGGUGGACGGUGAUCCACGCGCACCGGCCACUCCCCUUCAUACUGCAGUCACACAUGAACGAAUCGAUAUACUACAGAUUCUGCUCUGCUGCGGCGCCAAUCUGGACGUCUUAAACGAAGAUGGCAAAUCUGCCAUUCAAAUCGCAGCCUGCAAUGGCUCAAUGGAAACUGUGAAGCUUCUUCUUGCCGUUUCAGGCGGAAAACUCAAUAUGGAGGACGGAACAAGUCGGCCGGCGUGGUGGGCCUAG
This is a messenger RNA of Clonostachys byssicola, 822 nucleotides long. The record is from the annotation of a GenBank genome assembly. NCBI's taxonomy places the organism in Eukaryota, Fungi, Ascomycota, Sordariomycetes, Hypocreales, Bionectriaceae.